AUGAAUGGGAAGCAUGGCUUGGAAGACGAUAGUAAUGAGGAGACGAAGAAACCCAGAGUGGAAGCCUCCGAUGGUAUAGUUGUAGAGUCUUCAAACCGUCAUUACUUGGAGACUAUCAAUAAAGAACUACUUAAUUUUGAUUAUGAAAAAGUAUGUCUGGUUAGUCUUUCAAAUGUCAAUGUUUAUUGUUGCUUGGUAUGUGGGAAAUACUUUCAAGGUCGUUCAAGAACGUCACAUGCCUACCUUCAUGCAGUAAAUAUGGAUCAUCAUGUGUUUAUCAAUAUGGAAACACUCAAGUGCUACAUCCUUCCAGAAAACAAAGAGUUAACCGGCAGGGCCAAGGUAUUUGAUGAAAUAAGAUCAUUAAUAAAUCCGCAAUAUACCAUGGAGGAUAUUGCCUUACUUCAAGUAUCUGAUGAUUUCAACUAUAAUACGAAGGAUAUCCCACCAUUACAAGUUUCCUACGACUUACAUCAUAAGGUAUAUCAUCCUGGGUAUGUUGGAUUGAACAAUAUAUCUUGUAAUACCUAUGCUAAUGUGAUACUUCAACUAUUGAGUCAUAUCCCACCCAUUCGAGAUUAUUUCCUCUCGUUAUCAACUACAUUAAAACAAGAUGAACGUGAAUUAUUAGAUUCAAAAUCAGAACUAAAUGCUAAAUUUGGUCUUUUGGUGCGUAAGAUAUGGUCCAAAAACCUUUAUAGAAACCAUAUUUCACCACAUGAAUUGAUGCAAUUAGUUAAAAGUAAGUUCUCAUUGGGAAGUCAACCCAAUCCUAAGCAUUUUUUGGUUUGGUUAUUAAACCAAUUGCACAUGACAUUAGCCAAGGCAUUAGGUACGAAACAGACGGUUUUUUCAAAAUCAUUCCAAGGUAAGAUUAGAAUUAAAGCCACUCCUGUAAAUAAACAGACCGAAACUACCACUACUAUAAGAAAAUUCUGGAUGAUUACUUUGGAUUUAUCGGAUUCAUCUCCAUUCCAAAAGACUUUGGAAAGUAAUGAUGAAAAUCCAAUUAAUGACCAUAUUACACAAGUGUCAUUCAAAAGUCUUUUAUCUAAAUAUGAUGGAGAAACGAUCACUCAAGCCACUGAAUCUGAAUUGAAUACUUUCCAGAUUGUAGGACCAGCUCCACCUUAUUUAAUUUUCCACAUAGAUAGGAAAGAAGAUAUCAAGAGCAAUCUGAAGGCGCCUAAAGUAUUGAAAUUUGAACUGCCAAUGGAUAUGAGUCCAUACGUAUUAGGUGGGAAUACAUCUCCCCAUGUUUAUGAUCUUGUGGGACAUGUCAAACAUGAACUGAUCCCGGGUGUAGAAUUGGAUAGGAGUGACGAUAAGCAUGAUUGGACAGUUCUGGUGAGAAGAAAUAGAAAUGAUUGGGUUAGUAUCCAUGAUUUGGAUAUUGAACCAUGUAAUGGAGAUCUUUUAUUCCUUGAAGAGAGUUACUUGUUGGUUUGGAGAAAGAGAGAUUGA
[Candida] anglica is the source of this 1464-nucleotide messenger RNA. The record is from the annotation of a GenBank genome assembly. NCBI's taxonomy places the organism in Eukaryota, Fungi, Ascomycota, Pichiomycetes, Serinales, Debaryomycetaceae.